AUGUCCACUGAUAAAGCCCGUAACGAGACUAUUAUGGUUGAAAAGAUUGAUGAAGUGCAAAGAGAGAAUGUGGGUUUCGAUAUUUCCUAUGACGCUGCUGAUGGCCAUCUGGCAACCGAUCAAUAUGGUUCUCCAUUGCUGGAGAUAGAUCGAGCAGCUGAAGCCCGACUGCGACUGAAGAUUGAUCUUUACAUCGUGCCAACCGUGGCACUCAUGUACCUCUUUUGCUUUAUUGACCGCGCAAACAUUGGAAACGCCAAACUGGCAGGGUUCAACAAGGAUCUCGGUCUCAAAGGCUAUGACUACAACAUCGUACUAUCGAUCUUUUAUAUUUCAUACAUUUUAUUUGAAAUUCCAAGCAAUCUUGCAUGUAAGUGGAUUGGACCUGGCUGGUUUCUGCCAGCCAUUACACUUGGAUUUGGCAUCUGCUCGGUUGGCACAUCCUUUGUCACGAAUAUACACAAUGCCUGUGGUGUGCGAUUCUUGCUAGGUGCAUUUGAGGCUGGUCUGCUACCUGGUAUCGCUUAUUACCUCAGCCGUUGGUAUCGCCGAAGUGAGCUUGCCUUUCGCUUGUCUUUAUAUAUUGUGAUGGCUCCUCUGGCAGGUGCAUUUGGUGGCUUGCUGGCAUCGGGAAUAUUAAAACUAGACCAUUUUGGAGGUCUCCGCGGCUGGCGUAUGCUUUUUGCCAUUGAAGGAAUUAUCACAAUCGGGGUCUCCAUGUUGGCGUUCCUCACCUUGACUGACCGACCAGAAACAGCGCGAUGGCUGACAAAGGACGAGAGGGAACUGGCCAUUGCCAGAGUCAAAUCUGAGAGAGUUGCGACAACUGAAGUUCUUGACAAGAUUGAUCUCCCCAAGACCUUAUGUGGAAUUUUCAGCCCCGUGACGCUUGCCACGGCUUUUGUAUUUCUUCUAAACAACAUAACCGUUCAGGGUCUGGCCUUCUUUGCACCGACGAUUGUCCAGACGAUUUACCCCAAGGCCACUGUCAUAUCACAGCAGCUUCAUACGGUGCCACCCUAUGUUGUUGGUGCCUUCUUUACUGUUCUUUUCCCAUUUCUCAGCUGGCGAUUCGACCAUAGGCUGGUAUUCUUCAUCAUUAGCCCUCCAUUAAUGAUGACGGGAUAUAUUAUGUUUCUUGCUAGCGAUGACAACACGGUACGAUACGGAGCCAGUUUCAUCAUCGCUAGUGGUGCAUUUGCCUUGGGGGCGCUGUGCAACGCUCACGUAUCGGCAAACGUCAUCUCAGACACUGCUAGAUCAUCUGCCAUUGGGACGACUGUUAUGUUUGGCAAUAUUGGCGGCCUGAUUUCUACAUGGUCCUUCCUGCCAUUUGAUGCCCCGCACUAUCACAUCGGCAACGGCCUCAACCUUGCUACUUCAAGCCUCACUUUGGUCAUUGGGGCCUGUCUGUGGAUUUACAUAAAGCGGGACAACCAGAGGCGUAAAUCCAUUGAUGUGAACACUGCGCUGGCUGGACUUUCGCAAAAGCAAGUCCAAGAUUUGGAUUGGCGAAACCCGGCCUUUCAGUGGCGGCCAUGA
Molecule: messenger RNA, 1542 nt
Organism: Penicillium verhagenii
Lineage: Eukaryota; Fungi; Ascomycota; Eurotiomycetes; Eurotiales; Aspergillaceae
Product: putative MFS transporter
Exons: 4
Coding region: 1-1542 (513 amino acids)
Biological process (GO): transmembrane transport
Cellular component (GO): membrane
Molecular function (GO): transmembrane transporter activity
Source: RefSeq, a predicted model, not a curated record